GGCGGCCUCCGGGCGGUAGGGGGCGGCCUCGCCAGCACCCGCUGCUCCAGGUCCCCGGCUCUGCGCUUUUCGGGUGACACGGCAACCUCGGGCGGCGGGCCGCGUCUGCCGGGCAUGGCGGCGUGGGGCCCGGCCGCGGCAGCGCCUCUGCUCCGUGGAAUCCGCGGGCUUCCUCUUCUCCACUGUGGUCAUCGGACGUUUGCCUCCCAGACCGAGGGGGAGCUCAAAGUGAUGCAAAUUCUCAAAGAAAAGUUUCCUCGAGCUACAGCGAUCAAAGUCACUGACAUUUCAGGAGGCUGUGGGGCAAUGUAUGAAAUCAAAAUUGAAUCAGAAGAAUUUAAGGAGAAGAGAACUGUUCAGCAGCAUCAGAUGGUUAAUCAGGCACUGAAAGAAGAAAUCAAAGGAAUGCACGGAUUGCGGAUAUUUACCUCCGUCCCCAAACCCUGAGCCCCGCCUGGCCACGUUGACACAGCUGCUUCAAACCUUUGAUGACUUGACUGACACCACCCUUCUUCCCUAGGCAUUUGCCAAAAACUUUGAUCUAUUUUGUGCAUAGAUAUUUCCAUGUUAUAAUUAUAGAGGAAUACGCUAUCUAUUUAGAUGUGAAUUAAAAGCAACAGACAACGGAA
Molecule: messenger RNA, 629 nt
Organism: Choloepus didactylus (southern two-toed sloth)
Lineage: Eukaryota; Metazoa; Chordata; Mammalia; Pilosa; Megalonychidae
Gene: BOLA3
Product: bolA family member 3
Exons: 4
Coding region: 115-447 (110 amino acids)
Source: RefSeq, a predicted model, not a curated record